Messenger RNA from Sceloporus undulatus (fence lizard), 1893 nucleotides. RefSeq names its product tetraspanin-1-like. The transcript is spliced from 8 exons. Gene Ontology annotation, cellular component: membrane. NCBI's taxonomy places the organism in Eukaryota, Metazoa, Chordata, Lepidosauria, Squamata, Phrynosomatidae. Bases 173 to 895 code for a protein of 240 amino acids. The record is from RefSeq and is a predicted model, not a curated record.
AACGGAAUCUCAGAGCAACCAGGUGUAGGGCAGGGAAAGUACGGCUCCAGGUAGCACAUUUAUAGAUGCUAUAUGUCACUAGCUGCCCACAAUCUGGAAACCAGGAGCAGAGAAAGUGCUCUGGGUACUGAGAAACACUGCACAUCUGAUAACCUGCAAAAGGUACAGCAAGAUGAGUUGCUACUCUUUCCUGAGGAUGAUGAUGUUUGUGGUCAAUGGUGUGAUAUUUUUGGGGGUCUGGUUUGCUGUGGGUGUUGGCAUCUGGGUGAAGGUGGAUAGCACACAUCUUCGUGAAGGUCCUGGGAGAAGCAACUCCACACCUGAUGCAGUGCUCAACGUGGGCUACCUUUGUAUUGCAGUUGGCACCUUCCUCCUCAUUGUGGGCUUUAUGGGAUGCUGGGGGAUCUGUCAAGAAAGCAAGUGCAUGCUUUUGGUGUUCUUUGUGCUUACACUGAUCCUUUUCAUAGUGGAAGUGGCAGGCGCUGUUGUGGUGUUGGCUUUUUCCUCUGUGGCAGAUAUAUUUGUUGAGCACUUGAAGAAAUGGGCCAUGAAGUCUUUGAAAGAGGACUAUGAAAGGCAAGAGGACCUCACAGCCAUCUGGAAUACAACAAUGAAAGAGCUGAAGUGCUGUGGAUUCAACAAUUAUACUGAUUUCAACAGUUCCUACUUCUAUCAAACUCACAUGGAAUAUCCUUCUGUUUGCUGCCUAGAUGACAAACCUUGCAAAGAAUCUGAAAUAGAUCACCAAAAACAGGGUUGCUUGCAUGCAUUCCAGGUUUUCCUGAGUAAAAAUGGGAAGAUUGUAGGAGGUGUGGCUUUAGGAAUUGGGGUUCUAGAGUUGGCUGCCAUGGUUGUCUCCAUGAAUCUGUAUUGCAAGAUUGGUACUGCCAGUUGAAGUAAAGCAUUCACCACGGACACAGCUUUGGCUCUGGUUGUGUCAGCCUCUGCACUUGCCAUGAAAGAGAUCUGACAAGCAUCCUUAUUCACAGGGGAAAUCAAGGAAUACCCUAUCAACAGAGUUAUCUACGAUUUUGAUCCUCAUUCAUAAUUGUCGAGACGUUACUCUGCCCUUAGUAUGUUUUGUUUCCCCCAGAGGUUAUCAGCACAUGUACAGACAUGUGCUCGCCUUAAAAGACACCUCAAACACAUAUCAAUCUAUUGUUUUGGGCUUCCUCUGUAUUAAGUCAUGAACAAAGCGGGGUGCAUGAAGCCUCAGUUGUUUUUGUUUUGCUUUGUUUUGUUUUUCAGGGAGGGUCACAGAUCACAGAAAAGCAAACAGGGGAAAAAUGAGAGCACAAACAUUUUUUUUUCUUUGAAAACAGUAAAAGCUGUUUUUCGAUCUGAAACCAGCAACAAUCCCAAGAAGCAGACUUCCAACUCCUUCUUGGUUGCUUGGCUUUCAAGUUGUGAUUUUUUUACCAUCAGAGUCCAUAGUGAAAGUGUGAAAGGGUGACACAGUGGCUAUCCGAAAUUGACCACCCCUGACAUGGAUGAUGGAAAAUCCAAGGCAGUUUUUGUACCCACUUUCACUUGAUUAAAUUCCUAUGUAUUAGUGAACAUUCUUGUCAUCAGUACAUAACUACCAAAGCUACAGGCUUUAAUUAGUUUAACUAAUAGUCAGCUAAAACUUUAGUCGAUUAACUGGUAUAGACAAUUUAAAUUCAUGAUGCCAUGAGCUGCAGGGUGAUUUCUUCAUUUGGGAGGACUUUAUUGGGUCUGGGCGAAAGGAAUUAUUUUAAAACAUCACUCUUCUAAUUAUGAGUCUUUCUUAAUUGAAUUGAAAGUUACCAGCCCACCAAUAUCUCAAUAAAAUAGUUUUCAAGUAUGAAAAUGUGCUUAAUUUUUCAAAGGGAAAUAUGGUGGAAAACACAACACUGUGCCUCCAUUAUUCAC